This is a messenger RNA of Rhagoletis pomonella (apple maggot), 1631 nucleotides long. RefSeq names its product serine/threonine-protein kinase grp-like. Gene Ontology annotation, cellular component: nucleus. The coding region runs from base 38 to 1222 and encodes 394 amino acids. The transcript is spliced from 4 exons. Gene Ontology annotation, molecular function: ATP binding; protein serine/threonine kinase activity. Gene Ontology annotation, biological process: intracellular signal transduction; protein phosphorylation. NCBI's taxonomy places the organism in Eukaryota, Metazoa, Arthropoda, Insecta, Diptera, Tephritidae. The record is from RefSeq and is a predicted model, not a curated record.
UUUCGUUUAUUUUUUUAUUUCAGAACCCGAUCUCGGCAUGCCACAACACGAAGCGCAAAGAUACUUCCUCCAACUGCUCUCCGGCGUACAAUACCUACAUCAGCAUGGUAUAGCGCAUCGUGACUUGAAGCCGGAAAAUUUAUUACUAGACGAACAUGAUAAUAUCAAAAUAUCGGACUUUGGCAUGGCAACCAUGUUUAGAUAUAAGGGUAAAGAACGUCUAUUGGACACCCGUUGUGGCACACUGCCGUAUGUGGCGCCUGAAGUGCUCGUUAAGCCCUACCAUGCGCAACCCGCCGAUCUCUGGUCCUGCGGAAUUAUACUGGUCACAAUGCUGGCUGGUGAACUGGCCUGGGAUCAACCUUCUACUAAUUGUCAAGAAUUCAAAAAUUGGACUGAAAAUGAACGCUGGUCAACACAAACGCCAUGGAGUAAAUUGGACACGCUGGCGAUAUCGUUGCUACGCAAAGUAUUAGCCACAAAUCCCACAUAUCGACUGACACUCGACAAAAUCGUCGACGAUAAAUGGUGUAACAUGCAAUUCAAUGAAAAUGAACACUCGCACGAUCUCGUCGACUCGGCGGCCACACUCGACAUCCACUCGCCGAAAGCCAAACGACCGCGCCAACAUUCAAGCAACCAUCGACUCAACAAUCACUUUGUCGACGAUACAAUAUCGCGCAAUUAUUGUUCACAACCCAUGCCCACGAUGCCUAUAAAUCUGACGGAUGUGUGCAGUGCACCUCGUGGCGCCAAAAACAACAACAACGCUGCACAUGAAGCACGCUUUAAUUUCUGUUUCUCACAACCAGCCCUGCUGGACGAUCUGUUGGUAUGCACCCAAAUGAAUCAAACACAAUCGGCUUCGCAGAAUGUCUUUCAUCGUUUGGUGCGUCGCAUGACACGCUUCUUUGUUACCACGCGCUGGGAUGAUACCAUCAAGCGGCUGGUGUCGGCCAUCGAACGCUUGGGUUUUGCCUGCAAAGUGGGCGAUGGUGGUGUAGUUACCAUAUCGACAAUUGAUCGGCGGAAACUGCGUCUCGUAUUCAAGGCGUACAUUAUUGAGAUGGACGGCAAGAUUUUGGUGGAUUUCCGUCUUUCGAAAGGCUGUGGUUUAGAAUUUAAGCGCCGCUUUAUUAAAAUUAAGGAAGCGCUGGAGGAUAUCGUGCUGAGAGGACCGACAACGUGGCCCAUUGCGAUUGCAACGAAUGCUGUGCCUUGAAGGAGCUUGUAGCUGGUUGGCUGACGGAUGAUAGCAAAAAUGCGUAGCACGUUUUUUUACUUUAUACUGAAGCUGGAAGGAGUAGCAACAACCAUCUUUAAAUUUAAUUUAUUAGUAAUAAUUUUGUACUUUAAUCCAAAGUCAUCUUGCUAUACGAAUGUUUACAAAGAAAAUAUGUAUUCUAUAAACGCUUUUUAUUUUAGUGUUAUAGCUGCUCAUCGAUUAUUACAUAUUAUUAUUGUUUUACUAUUCAUAUUUUCAUUAACCUUCACAUUUACAUAGUUUUAGUUAAUGACUUAGUUACAUUUGGGCUGUAUUAAUUUAUUAAAAGAAAAGAGAAAAACGACAAAUGUUUGUAUUUAUACACAUUUAAAAAAAGAAUAUUAGGUAAAUAGAAAAAUACACGAAA